UCAAAUCAAGUAAUCCACUCAAGCCUUGCCUCAGGCCCCACUCACCGCGGCGCCCCCGUCUCAGACCUUCUCCUUCAAUCUUCGAUCAGUCGACCCUCGGUGCUGUGCUCGUGAAGUCGUGCUCCCCUCUGUCUUCGAUCAAUCGAGCUCAGACCUUCUCCGCGGCACCCCACCUCAGCUCGUGAAGUCGUGCUCUCGCUCAGUUAUCCUUCAGACUUGCCGCUCGUGCUCCUUCUCAUCUUCAUUGUCCAGUCUUCCUGGUCGUGCUCAGCUUUCACAGGCCUGGUUUUUGGAUGUGCACCAGCAGAGGAGUUGAAUUUAUUACUGUCUACACGUGCCGUCGAACUUGAUUAAUUGUAAAGAAUAUUGACUAAACUUAUAGAUUUUCAAUCGAAGUGGAAAUUGAGCUUAUCUUUCUCUGCUCUUCAAUCAUAAUUACACUACACCGAUAAAGAAGUAGAAGUGGAACAAAAUUGAGCCAGUUAGCAAGAACAAGUACUUGUUCUUGUCUUGUUCAUUUCAUACCUUUCGGAUGAGAAAUUACAACUGAUUUAAGAUUGUCAUUCAGUUUUGCCACAACCCACAACUCCACAUAGCUAGCUUUCUCAAGAGACUUGUUUCUCCUUACUUACAAUGGCAUCCAAGGAUCCUCCACCGUCUUUGGAGAUAUUAGUUCGGACACCCGAUAACUUCUCAAUCUGGAGCGGACUCCCCUUCCCCAAUGCUCAACCUGGUGUCAAGCUUGACAAAGGCUCUUGUUUGAAUGCAAAAUUCUGUGAUAAUGGGUCCAGACUCUUAGUCAUGAAAUCUAACUCUGUUAUUACUGUAUAUGAUUGUGCAAACUUUCAAGAGAUUAGAUCUUUUGAGAUACAUUAUGUUGCUGCUGCCAUCUUGUCUCCUUGUGGUACUUACUUGCUAACCUUUCAAAGGCCCUUGGCUCCCCAAGACAAGAAUGUGACUUUAUGGAAGACUGAGACUGGGGAUCCUGUUUACCAACACUCCCAAAAGAACAUGACUAAAACCACAUGGCCCUCGAUCCAAUUUAGCUCUGAUGAAACUGUUGCAUGCCGGAUGGCAACUAAUGAGGUUCAAUUUUUUGACACGGGUGAUUUCUCUAAAGGAAUUAUCUAUCGAUUGAAAGUUCCAGGAGUUGCUGCAAUUGAGCUUUCUAGGACCCCUGGAUCUCAUGUAGCUGUAUUAGUUCCAGAAUCCAAGGGGGUUCCUGCUAGUGUACAGAUAUUUUCUUGUGAAAAAGAUUCUCAAAGUCAACCUAUUGCCCGACGAAAUUUUUUUCGAUGCUCAACUGUCCAGUUUAAUUGGAAUCAUGGAUCUUCUGGACUUCUAGUGGUGGUGCAAUCAGAUGUUGAUAAAACCAACCAGAGUUACUUUGGAGAAUCAAAGUUAUGCUACCUGACAACAGAUGGGACUCAAGAAACAGUAAAGAGGGACCUGUUCAUGAUGCCCAGUGGUCAUGUUCUGGCUUGGAAUUUGGUGUUUUAUAUGGUUUUAUACCUGCUUCUGCAACUGUGUUUAACAAGAAGGGAAGACCCAUACAUGAGCUUGGCAGUGGUCCUUACAAUACAAUUCGAUGGAACCCAAAAGGAAAGUGUAUCCUUGGCUGAUGAAGUGCCUUUGUUUUUAUGUCCAUUGUUUUUUUUUAAAAAAUACAUCCAUAUUUGGGUAAAAGCAAACUAUUCUAUGACUUUUUGGCCCUUGACAACUGGUUUUUCAGUCUUAGUUUUGGCUGGGUUUGGUAACCUACCGGGUGAUAUGGAAUUCUGGGAUUAUGUAGAGGCAAAAAAGAUUCGAAAAACAAAGGCUGAAUGGUCUGUGACUAGUGAAUGGUCUCCUGAUGGAUGCUAUUUCAUGACCGCCACAACUGCUCCAAGGCUUCAAGUUGAUAAUGGGAUCAAGAUUUUCAACCAUGAUGGGUCAUUGUACUUCGAGAAGAAGUUUGACAAGUUGUUCCAGGCUGACUGGAAACCAGAGUCACCCAAUAAGUUUGGUGACAUUACUGAAUUAAUUAAAUCUCUGGGCACAGUAAAAAUUGAAGAUAGCAAACGACCAGGUCAAGGACCAACAGUAACCAAAGCUGCAUACUGCCCUCCACAUGCUAAGAAGGCAGCUGCUAUUCAGGCAGAGUUGUUAGGAAUGGACCCCACAGAAUCAAGUAGCAUGAGCAAGAAUGCAUUGCGAAACAAGAAAAAGAGGGAGCGACAAAGAGAGAAGAAGGCUGCCGAAGCUAUCGGUUCUUCGUGAUUGAAUUGUUCCAAACAUUUCUAGUGUUCAACUACGUGAAAACUUCAAAGCUUGAGCCUUGAGUGUUAUUUAUCUUUAAUUAACAAUGUGGCAGUUUUUGUCCCCUGAUUUUUUAAAUUUUGGAAAUGAUACUAUAUUCCAUUAAAGGAGCCAAAUAUUUAGAUCA
Prosopis cineraria is the source of this 2425-nucleotide messenger RNA. Its product is annotated as eukaryotic translation initiation factor 2A. Gene Ontology annotation, biological process: translational initiation. The transcript has 13 exons. The coding region runs from base 634 to 2259 and encodes 541 amino acids. NCBI's taxonomy places the organism in Eukaryota, Viridiplantae, Streptophyta, Magnoliopsida, Fabales, Fabaceae. Gene Ontology annotation, molecular function: translation initiation factor activity; mRNA binding; tRNA binding. The record is from RefSeq and is a predicted model, not a curated record. Gene Ontology annotation, cellular component: cytosolic small ribosomal subunit.